AUGAUGCUGGCGGGCUUGAUCCUUUUCGUUCUCUGGUACGCCAUGCUCAGGCUCUCCGCUUCGCAGCGACGGCUGCCGAAGGAGGAGCCCCUCCGAAGACGAGCCUUCAAGGCAACUAAACGGGCACCACCCACGUCACUGGAGCGUCAGCAAGUGAAGGCUGGUGAGCUGCCUGUGGCGCGCACGGCGGGUGCGAGGCCGGAAGUGCUGGCGCGCGUGCCAGAGGCGCUGGCGCCGAGGAGUGCGGCGGGCAAGCCCACUGCGGCCAGCAGGUCCGUGGAGCAGCCUCACCGGCCGUGGUGGCGGUGCGCGUGCCGGCGCCGGCCCGAGCGCUGA
Prorocentrum cordatum is the source of this 336-nucleotide messenger RNA. Lineage: Eukaryota; Dinophyceae; Prorocentrales; Prorocentraceae. The record is from the annotation of a GenBank genome assembly.